UGGCCGCCAGAGAGUGAAAUCGGGCGCUGUGACUGCGCCCGGAACCAUCCGUCUCCAUCGGGACUGGCUGAGGCUGGAGCAGGUGUCAGAAGAUGGCCAAAUUCGUGACUCCAGUGAUCCAGGAUAACCCUUCGGGCUGGGGCCCCUGUGCUGUCCCUGAGCAGUUUCGGGACAUGCCCUAUCAGCCCUUCAGUAAGGGAGAUCGACUGGGAAAGGUUGCAGAUUGGACAGGAGCCACCUACCAGGAUAAGAGGUACACCAAUAAGUAUUCCUCCCAGUUUGGUGGUGGAAGCCAGUAUGCUUAUUUCCAUGAAGAGGAUGAGACCAGCUUCCAGCUUGUGGACACAGCCCGGACCCAGAAGACUGCCUACCAGAGGAAUAGGAUGAGGUUUGCCCAGCGGAAUCUUCGGAGAGACAAGGACCGGAGAAACAUGCUCCAAUUCAACCUACAGACUUUGCCCAAGAGUGCUAAGCAGAAAGAGAGAGACCGUAUACGUCUGCAGAAGAAGUUCCAGAAGCAGUUUGGAGUGAGGCAGAAAUGGGAUCAGAAAUCUCAGAAGCCACGGGAUUCUUCAGUUGAAGUCCGCAGUGACUGGGAAGUGAAAGAAGAAAUGGAUUUCCCUCAGUUGAUGAAAAUGCGUUACUUGGAGGUGUCAGAGCCACAGGACAUUGAGUGCUGUGGAGCCCUGGAAUACUACGACAAAGCCUUUGACCGCAUCACCACAAGGAAUGAGAAGCCUCUGAGGAGCAUCAAGCGCAUUUUCCACACUGUCACCACCACGGAUGACCCCGUCAUCCGAAAGCUGGCAAAAACUCAGGGCAAUGUGUUUGCUACGGACGCCAUUUUGGCCACAUUGAUGAGCUGCACUCGCUCAGUCUAUUCCUGGGACAUUGUUGUCCAGAGGGUUGGGUCCAAACUCUUUUUUGACAAAAGGGACAGCUCGGACUUUGACCUCCUGACAGUGAGUGAGACUGCUAAUGAGCCACCUCAGGAUGAAGGCAACUCCUUCAACUCGCCUCGGAACCUCGCCAUGGAAGCCACCUACAUUAAUCACAACUUCUCCCAGCAGUGCCUGCGGAUGGGAAAGGAAAGAUAUAAGUUUCCCAACCCAAAUCCCUUUGUGGAAGAUGACAUGGACAAGAACGAAAUUGCCUCAGUGGCGUACCGGUACCGAAGGUGGAAGCUUGGAGAAGACAUCGACCUCAUUGUCCGCUGUGAGCACGAUGGAGUGAUGACAGGGGCCAAUGGAGAAGUGUCCUUUAUCAACAUUAAGACCCUGAAUGAGUGGGAUUCCAGGCACUGCAAUGGUGUAGAUUGGCGCCAGAAGCUGGACUCUCAGCGAGGGGCAGUCAUUGCCACAGAGCUGAAGAACAAUAGCUACAAGCUGGCCCGCUGGACCUGCUGUGCAUUGCUGGCUGGGUCAGAGUACCUCAAACUUGGGUACGUGUCCCGCUACCAUGUCAAAGACUCCGCUCGCCAUGUUAUCCUGGGCACCCAGCAGUUCAAGCCCAAUGAGUUUGCUAGCCAGAUCAACCUGAGUGUGGAGAAUGCCUGGGGUAUCUUGCGCUGUGUCAUUGACAUCUGCAUGAAACUGGAUGAGGGCAAGUACUUGAUCCUCAAGGACCCCAACAAGCAGGUGAUCCGCGUGUACAGCCUGCCAGAUGGCACCUUCAGCUCUGAUGAGGAUGAGGACAAUGAGGAGGAGGAAGAAGAAGAAGAAGAGGAAGAAGCCUGAGCAGGCCAGUUGAGACCAAGCACACCGCUGCCAUCAUAACGCCCCUGUGUCUGGGAGGGCCCAGGGAUCUCCUUGGGGAUUGGCCUUGGUCACCCAAACUGGAGUUUAAAAAAAGAAAUAAAGGAGGAGCCUGAUGAGUCUA
This is a messenger RNA of Gracilinanus agilis (Agile Gracile Mouse Opossum), 1878 nucleotides long. RefSeq names its product eukaryotic translation initiation factor 3 subunit D (gene EIF3D). The coding region runs from base 93 to 1736 and encodes 547 amino acids. Gene Ontology annotation, cellular component: cytoplasm; eukaryotic translation initiation factor 3 complex. The record is from RefSeq and is a predicted model, not a curated record. Gene Ontology annotation, biological process: translational initiation. NCBI's taxonomy places the organism in Eukaryota, Metazoa, Chordata, Mammalia, Didelphimorphia, Didelphidae. The transcript is spliced from 15 exons. Gene Ontology annotation, molecular function: translation initiation factor activity.